Arabidopsis thaliana (thale cress) is the source of this 1824-nucleotide messenger RNA. RefSeq names its product Terpenoid cyclases/Protein prenyltransferases superfamily protein. The record is from RefSeq and is marked reviewed. Lineage: Eukaryota; Viridiplantae; Streptophyta; Magnoliopsida; Brassicales; Brassicaceae. Gene Ontology annotation, molecular function: carbon-oxygen lyase activity, acting on phosphates; magnesium ion binding; lyase activity. Gene Ontology annotation, biological process: diterpenoid biosynthetic process; terpenoid biosynthetic process. The transcript is spliced from 7 exons. The coding region runs from base 1 to 1806 and encodes 601 amino acids. Gene Ontology annotation, cellular component: cytoplasm.
AUGGAAGCAACAAGAACGAGUUUUGGUCUUCAUAACGCCCCUCUCUGCCCCACAACAAACCCCUCUCUUUUUCCUCGGCGUUGGCUUCACAAGCACACUCUUUCCUUGAAACCGGCAAAACAACACCACUUGGUCUGCGUUAGGGCUACUGAGAGUAAUGAUAAUCUUGAAAGUAGUCGUCCCUUGGCACACUUUUCUCCCACUCUUUGGGGAGAUCACUUCCUUUCUGUUCCCCUCCAUGUCGCUGAAUUUGAUGAUUUCUCAAGAGAGAUUGAAGUGACGAUGAAGCCAAAAGUGAGAGACAUGCUCAAGUCUUCCAAAAACAGCGACAAUGAGAGGAUCCGUCUCAUCCAUUUGCUAAUGAACCUCGGAAUCGCAUAUCAUUUCGAGAUUGAGAUUGAUGAGAUUCUUGGCCAAGCUUUUGGGAAUUUGGACGAUAUAAUAGCCAAGGAAAAUGAUUUGGAAACAAUCUCCACCAUGUUUGAGGUUUUCAGACUACGCGGUUACUAUAUGCCUUGCUAUGCAUUCAAUAGAUUCAAAGGUGAAGAUGGGAGGUUCAAGGAAAGUCUAGCUGAGGAUAUUAGAGGAAUGCUACAGUUGUACGAAGCAGCACAUCUCGGGACACCAUCUGAAGAUAUUAUGGACGAAGCAUUGAGCUUCACUCGGUAUCGCUUAGAGUCGUUGACAAGUAAUCACACAGCAACUGCUAGUCCCCAUCUCUCUAAACAUAUACAAAACGCACUAUAUAGAGCUCGAUAUCAUAACUUGGAGAUAUUAGUCGCAAGAGAAUAUAUCUCUUUCUACGAACAAGAAGAAGAUCAUGACGAGACGCUGCUCAAGUUUGCAAAACUCAACUUCAACUAUUGCCAGCUACAUUAUAUCCAAGAGCUAAAAGAUCUGACCAAAUGGUGGAAGGAGCUAGAUCUUGCAUCUAAGCUGCCUUACAUCAGGGACAGAAUUGUAGAGGUCUACUUUGGGGCACUCGCAUUGUAUUUUGAGCCACGGUAUUCACUAGGGAGAAUUAUAGUCACUAAAAUUACCAUGAUUGUGACUGUUUUUAAUGAUACAUGUGAUGCAUAUGGUACUCUUCCUGAAGUUACAAGCCUCGUUGAUUCUUUCCAAAGGUGGGAUCUUGGGGACAUAGAAAAGCUACCAAGUUAUGUAAAAAUCGUCUUUCGAGGUGUAUUUGAAACUUUAGAAGAGAUUGAACAAGAAAUGAGGCCACAGGGAAGGUCACGCAUUGUGCAAGUAGCGGUAGAUGAGAUCAAGAAGUUGGGGAAAGCAUACUUGGCUAUCUCGAAAUGGGCACGCGCAAGUCACGUGCCAACCUUUGAGGAGUACAUGGAGUUUGGUAUGCAGACGUCAAUGGAUCAUUUUGCAGCCUAUAGCUUUAUCGCGAUGGAAGAUUGUGAUGAGAAUCAAACGUGCGAGUGGUACAAAUCCAGACCUAAAAUGAUGGAAGCUCUGAAUGGUGUGUUUCGUAUUAAGAACGACAUAAACACCUUUGAGCAAGAGAUGAGCAGAGGAGAAGUGGCUAAAGGGCUGAAUUGUUACAUGAAGCAACAUGGUGUUUCCAAAGAAGAGGCGAUUGGAGAGAUGAACAAGAUUUAUAGUAAUUAUUACAAAAUAAUAAUGGAGGAGUACUUGACGACAACCGCUGUGCCACGUCCGAUUCUGGUGCGAUGCCUCAACGUUUCACGACCCAUCCAUCAUUUUUACAAGGAGAGAGAUGAAUUCACAGAUCCUUAUUUCGGAAUGCUUAAAGAAGUCAUCACUUCUUUGUUCAUCCAUCCAAUUCCUCUUUGAUAUUUGUGAAAACACUUU